GCCAUGCUCGCUGCCCUUAGGCGCGCUGUCUCGCAGCAGCCUGGAAUACAUGCGAGGCGUAACUUUGCAGCUCUUGAAUCUCCUUCAAAUUCCGUAAAGUCUCUGCUGUACCGCGAUGACCCCGUCUGCAUAGUUAUGAGCAACCUCCUCGAAAGUGCUGAAUCAAGCGAAGAACAAGUUGCAGUCUUGGAUCCAUCUGUCUUUGCCCAUCCUAUACGUCGUGACAUUCUGUACCUAUGUGUCAACUUCUAUCGAGAUGCUCUCCGCCAAGGUACUGCCAACACAAAGACGAGAGCUGAAGUGCGCGGGUCUGGACACAAAAUUCGACCGCAGAAAGGUUCUGGAAGAGCUCGUCUGGGUGAUGCCCAGUCACCAAUGCUGCGUGGAGGAGGUGUAGCUUUUGGACCCAAGCCGCGUGAUUUCGCGACUCAGUUGCCUCGAAAAGUCCGUCAGAUGGGCCUGCGUGUUGCUCUAUCCGCCAAGGUCCAAGAACGUGCAAUGGCGAUUGUCCCGACUCUCGACUGGCAGGGCGUAAAAACACGCGAUUUUGCGAAAAGAAUCGACGAGCUUGGCUGGACACGCACGCUAUUCGUUGCUGGUGGUGAGAAUGUCCCUGCUCAGAUGGAGCGAGUCUGUCGUAAUGUACCGGACGUCGACGUCGUGAGCGCCUCUGACUUGAACGUGUAUGAGAUGCUGCGUUGGCCGAAACUAGUACUCGACGUGGACGCAGUAUCAUAUCUCGAGCGCCUGCUCAGCAAGAAUGUAGCAGAGGAGGACCGGAUACCUAUGCCAAGUCCGCCCGUACUACGGUAUUCCAGGAUGGAAGCAGGGCGGAGGGGGAAGACGUCGGCGACCAUCGAGGGAGUGGACAACGCAAAACCGAAUGACAUUAGCGAAUCGCUUUUCGAAUCGUCAUAGGGCAUCAGCAUGGAGUUCUGUAGUGUAUUUGGAGUUUCAAUCUUAUAACUAGUCCAUCCAAUGAA
This is a messenger RNA of Fomitiporia mediterranea MF3/22, 983 nucleotides long. Its product is annotated as ribosomal protein L4. Lineage: Eukaryota; Fungi; Basidiomycota; Agaricomycetes; Hymenochaetales; Hymenochaetaceae. Gene Ontology annotation, biological process: translation. Gene Ontology annotation, cellular component: ribosome. The record is from RefSeq and is a predicted model, not a curated record. The transcript is spliced from 2 exons. Bases 4 to 918 code for a protein of 304 amino acids. Gene Ontology annotation, molecular function: structural constituent of ribosome.